Daldinia vernicosa is the source of this 2682-nucleotide messenger RNA. RefSeq names its product potassium transport protein TRK1/TRK2. The transcript has 3 exons. Gene Ontology annotation, cellular component: plasma membrane. Gene Ontology annotation, biological process: intracellular potassium ion homeostasis; potassium ion import across plasma membrane. Lineage: Eukaryota; Fungi; Ascomycota; Sordariomycetes; Xylariales; Hypoxylaceae. Gene Ontology annotation, molecular function: high-affinity potassium ion transmembrane transporter activity. Bases 1 to 2682 code for a protein of 893 amino acids. The record is from RefSeq and is a predicted model, not a curated record.
AUGGGGAUAUCUCGUCAGCGUAUUUUGGAUUUUGUCCAAACGCUUCGCCCGUCCUUCUUGUCUAGGAAUCCGCACUUCAACUUUAUUACCGUCCAUUAUUUCUGGAUUAUCGGAUUGACUAUUCUUGGAUCAAUCUUGAUUUUUGCAUCUGCUCAAGGUAAAUUGGCAUACAUUGAUGCCCUCUUCUUUGCUAGCGGUGCAAACACGCAAGCAGGGCUGAAUACUAUUGAUGCCAACUUGCUCAACACUUUUCAGCAACUGGUGAUUUACUUCCUCAGUAUGAUGUCUAAUCCAAUUAGCAUUCACUCCUCUGUUGUCUUCUUGCGUCUCUAUUGGUUCGAGAAGAGAUUCCAGCAUAUUGCAAGAGAAGCCCGGACGCGACGGGUUUCUAUGUCCAAAUCACGGUCAAAAGCGAAAGCCAAUCCUGUGGAUCUAGAGAAGGGCGUCAAUGGCCGGAACAUCACUGUGAUGCACAAUACCGCCAAGGCAUCUCGGAUGACUAAUGAUGGCAUCGUACUAGAUAACUACACCAUCGAGGGGGCUACAGACCAUGAGCCGUUUGCGAAUGGGAAUCAUAUGAAGGAGGAAGCUGAUCCCAAAGAUCAGGACCAAUCUUUUCAGCGGCUUCCUACACCUCAAAUUAAAUUUUCAGACCUGGUCAAGAGGAGUGAUGCCAUUGAUUCGGAUGACGAAGAAAUCCCGCUGCCUUCUAAGCGGACCGAUGCGGAACAUAUUGCUAUCGUGGAAAGGCAGCGCAAGAUCGAUAAGGGUGCGCUCCGAAUUCCCGGGCCGCGUGAUGCCGAUAGAGGUGCGCUACCGGAAGAAGUAGACGAAGAGGGGCCUGAAGGUCCUGGUCUUUCGGGUCGUAGACGAAGGGAAUCAAGCGUCGAAGGUCCCCGCCGACCAACAUCGCCCUUUCACCCUGCAAGUCGUCCAGAUCGCCAACCAACAAUUACCAUCGAAGAGCCGAUAAAGCCACACAGGGAUGAGCACGAUUUUCCGGAGGAGAUAGCAGAGGAUGUUGAGGCAGCUGCUCACACGACUGGUGCUUCGAAACCCCGGAUGCCUAGGAAAGAUGGGGAAAAAAUAGAUCACACUGAGACUACCGCGUCGACUGCUCGGAGCAACCCCCUACACCGUAUCAAGUCCGUCCUAACUCAGAGUAAGGAUGAGGAUCCUAUGCCAUAUCUGAGUUGGCAGCCGACUCUAGGUCGAAAUUCUGCCUUCCUGGGACUCACCGAAGAGCAGAGAGAGGAGCUAGGUGGCAUCGAAUAUCGAUCUCUAAAAACACUUGCCCUUGUCCUCACCAUUUACUUCUUUGGUUACACCAUCUUCGGCAUGGUCACUCUGGUUCCGUGGAUAGUCCACAACGACUACUACGGCAAGGUCGUUGACGAGGCCGGCCAGAACAGGGUAUGGUGGGGCUUUUUCAUGGCGAAUUCUGCGUUCAUGGAUCUUGGCUUGACGCUUACUCCCGACAGCAUGAUCUCAUUUAAUACGGCCAUAUUUCCGCUCCUCAUAAUGUCAUUCUUGAUUAUACUCGGAAACACUGGAUUCCCUAUCAUGCUUCGUUUCAUGAUCUGGCUGGCUUCUCUUUUUGUACCCCGCGGGUCUGGUCUCUGGGAAGAGCUGAGGUUUCUCUUAGACCACCCGCGACGGUGUUUUACCCUCUUGUUUCCGUCAAAUGCUACCUGGUGGCUAUUCUUUAUCCUGGUCGCUCUUAACGGGAUAGACUUGAUUCUGUUCAUCAUCCUCGACCUACACGGUGAAGCGGUCGCCGGACUGCCGCUAAAUGUCCGCUUUCUUGAUGGAUGGUUCCAAGCCACAGCUACUAGAACUGCGGGAUUCUCCUGUGUGACUCUGUCUGCUCUUCACCCAGCUGUCCAAACGUCAUACCUCAUCAUGAUGUAUAUUUCCGUCUUCCCCGUCGCUAUCUCAAUUCGUAGGACGAACGUUUACGAGGAGAAGUCUCUUGGAGUCUACAGUGAAGGCUAUGAUGACGACGACAUCGCUGGCAAGAGCAACAUAUCAUAUGUCGGAACCCAUUUACGUCGCCAACUCUCUUUCGAUCUGUGGUACAUAUUCGUCGGCUUUUUUAUUCUCACUAUUACCGAAGGCCCAAAGCUUAUGACUGGAGAUUUCUCCAUGUUUGCUGUACUCUUUGAGAUUGUGAGCGCUUACGGCACUGUUGGACUCAGCUUGGGAUACCCCGGUGUCAACGCCUCAUUAUGCUCGCAGUUCACUAUCCUGGGGAAGCUCAUCGUAAUCGCUAUGCAGAUUCGUGGCCGCCAUCGUGGUUUACCAUACGGACUUGACCGGGCCGUUCUUCUACCUAGCGAAUACCUUAACCGUACGGAGGCCGAAGAAACUGAAUUAAGGCUUCAACGUCGUCAUUCGGCAAUGUCGGUUGGGCAGCUCUCUCACCACCGGCCUUCGAGUCCGAAGCGAGGCCGUAGCCGCAGCGUAGAUAAGAGACACCUUCUCACGAGUCUCUUACAUCCCGGCCCGACUUACCAGUCUCAUCAUUCAUCGGGGAGAUUGGAUAGCUCAGUUGGAUUUAACACGACGGAGACAUUAAGGAAGCAUAUCACGGACCCAGGGAAGGGCGAAAAUGGCGAUGCGCACGAACCGAUUCCGAGACGUAGAAAGAGAGCUGAUACACAGCCAACCUUUGAUCAUUAG